AUGGCAAAACCUUAUGAAUUUAACUGGCAGAAGUCAGUCCCUUCCUUUAUGCAAGAUGGAGCUGUGUUUGACAGAUACGAAGAGGAGUCCUUUGUCUUCGAACCAAACUGUCUCUUUCAAGUGGAUGAAUUUGGUUUUUUCCUAAGGUGGAAAAGUGAAGGAAAGGAAGGACAGGUAUUAGAAUGCUCCCUGAUCAACAGUAUUCGUCUUGGAGCUGUACCAAAGGAUCCCAAAAUACUAGCUGCUCUUGAGACUGUGGGAAAUGCAGAAAAUGACCUGGAAGGGCGGAUAGUGUGUGUCUGCAGUGGCACAGAUCUGGUGAACAUCAGCUUCACGUACAUGGUAGCAGAAAAUGCAGAAGUAGCUAAGCAAUGGGGAGAAGGACUUGGAUCCAUCAUCCAUAACUUUAGAGCUAACAACGUCAGUCCAAUGACAUGCCUCAAGAAACACUGGAUGAAGCUGGCGUUUUUGACAAACACAAAUGGCAAAAUUCCCGUUAGGAGUAUUACCAGAACCUUUGCAUCAGGUAAAACAGAAAAGGUGAUCUUUCAGGCACUUAAGGAACUAGGUCUUCCCAGUGGAAAGAAUGAUGAAAUUGAGCCUCCCGCUUUUACUUAUGAGAAAUUUUAUGAACUAACCCAAAAGAUAUGUCCUCGUACGGACAUAGAGGAACUCUUUAGGAAGAUCAAUGGAGACAAAACUGAUUAUUUAACGGUAGACCAAUUAGUGAGCUUUCUAAAUGAACAUCAACGAGAUCCUCGUCUGAAUGAAAUUUUAUUCCCAUUCUAUGAUUCAAAAAGAGCAAUGCAGAUAAUUGAGACAUAUGAGCCAGAUGAAGAUUUGAAGAAUAAAGGUCUCAUAUCAAGUGAUGGAUUCUGCAGAUAUUUGAUGUCAGAUGAAAAUGCCCCAGUCUUCCUUGACCGUUUGGAAUUAUACCAGGAAAUGGACCAUUCUUUGGCUCACUACUUCAUCAGCUCCUCCCACAAUACCUAUCUAACAGGCAGGCAGUUUGGCGGGAAGUCUUCUGUAGAGAUGUACAGACAAGUGCUUUUGGCUGGUUGCAGAUGUGUUGAACUGGAUUGUUGGGAUGGAAAAGGUGAAGACCAAGAACCAAUAAUAACGCAUGGGAAAGCAAUGUGUACAGAUAUUCUUUUCAAGGAUGUCAUUCAAGCCAUUAAGGAAACUGCAUUUGUUACAUCUGAGUAUCCUGUUAUUCUUUCAUUUGAAAAUCACUGCAGCAAAUACCAACAGUACAAGAUGUCAAAAUACUGUGAAGAUUAUUUUGGCGAUCUCCUUUUGAAGCAACCUCUAGAAACACAUCCACUUGAACCAGGAAGACCCUUACCGUCCCCUAAUGAUCUCAAAAGAAAGAUACUCAUAAAAAACAAGAGGCUGAAACCUGAAGUGGAAAAAAAACAGCUUGAGGCACUGAAAAGUAUGAUGGAGGCUGGGGAAACAGCUGCUCCUGUCAAUAUCCUAGAGGAUGACAAUGAAGAAGAAAUAGAAAGUGCUGAUCAAGAAGAAGAAGCCCAUCCAGAAUUAAAAUUUGGAACUGAGCUUUCUGCAGAUGACUUGAGUCAAAAAGAAGCUGUUGCCAAUAGUGUCAAAAAGGCUCUGGAAGAUUCUGAACAAGAAAACAAUAAAAAGGGUAUAGUAACUGUUGAAGAUGAACAAGCAUGGAUGGCCUCUUACAAAUAUGUGGGUGCUACAACCAAUAUACAUCCAUAUUUAUCAACAAUGAUCAACUAUGCUCAGCCCGUAAAGUUUCAAGGUUUCCAUGUAGCAGAAGAACGCAAUAUUCAUUACAAUAUGUCCUCUUUUAAUGAAUCAGUUGGACUAGGGUAUUUGAAGACGCAUGCAAUUGAAUUUGUGAAUUAUAAUAAACGACAAAUGAGUCGAAUAUACCCCAAGGGAGGCCGAGUGGAUUCCAGUAAUUACAUGCCUCAAAUUUUCUGGAACGCUGGCUGCCAGAUGGUCUCACUGAACUUUCAGACCCCAGAUUUAGCAAUGCAAUUGAAUCAGGGAAAAUUUGAAUAUAAUGGAUCGUGCGGGUAUCUCCUUAAACCAGAUUUCAUGCGACGGCCAGAUCGAACAUUUGACCCUUUCUCUGAAACGCCAGUAGAUGGUGUUAUUGCUGCAACGUGUUCAGUACAGGUAAUAUCUGGUCAGUUCUUAUCAGAUAAAAAAAUUGGUACAUAUGUAGAAGUGGAUAUGUACGGGUUACCUACGGACACGAUACGUAAAGAAUUUCGAACCCGCAUGGUGAUGAACAAUGGCCUGAACCCUGUUUACAAUGAAGAAUCAUUUGUAUUUCGAAAGGUUAUUCUACCUGAUCUCGCUGUUCUGAGAAUAGCAGUGUAUGACGACAACAACAGGCUGAUCGGUCAGAGGAUCCUGCCUCUAGAUGGCCUUCAGGCAGGCUACAGACACAUUUCCCUUCGAAAUGAAGGCAACAAACCACUAUCACUGCCCACAGUUUUCUGCAACAUUGUGCUCAAAACAUAUGUGCCUGAUGGUUUUGGAGAUAUUGUGGAUGCUUUAUCAGAUCCAAAGAAAUUUUUAUCUGUCAUGGAAAAAAGAGCAGACCAGAUGAGAGCUAUGGGUAUUGAAACUAGUGAUAUAGCUGAUGUACCAAAUGACACCACAAAGAAUGAUAAGAAAGGAAAAGCUAAUAAUGCCAAAGCAAGUGUGACUCCUCAGAGUAGUUCUGAACUUAGACCAAGUACCACUUCCGGCCUCGGACCUGGGAUGGAAACUAAGAAAGGUAUAGAACUUAUUCCUCAAGUGAAGAUAGAAGAUUUAAAGCAAAUGAAGGCAUACAUAAAGUAUUUAAAGAAACAACAGAAAGAGCUGAAUGCUUUAAAGAAGAAGCAUGCCAAGGAGCACAGCGCUAUGCAGAAGUUGCACUGCACACAAGUUGACAAAAUAGUGGCACAGUAUGAUAAAGAAAAGUUAUCUUAUGAGAAAAUGUUAGAGAAGGCAAUCAAGAAGAAGGGAGGAAGUAAUUGUCUUGAAAUGAAGAAAGAAACUGAAAUUAAAAUUCAGGCAUUAACGUCCGAUCACAAAUCUAAGGUAAAAGAAAUUGUAGCGCAGCACACUAAAGAGUGGUCAGAGAUGAUCAACACCCACAGUGCCGAAGAGCAAGAAAUCCGUGAUUUACAUCUGAGCCAGCAGUGUGAGCUACUGAAAAAACUGCUGAUUAAUGCUCAUGAGCAACAAACCCAACAGCUAAAGUUUUCUCAUGACAGGGAAAGCAAGGAAAUGCGUGCCAACCAAGCUAAAAUUUCUAUGGAAAACAGCAAAGCCAUAAGCCAGGAUAAAUCUAUCAAAAAUAAGGCUGAAAGGGAGAGGCGAGUAAGAGAACUAAACAGCAGCAACACUAAAAAGUUUCUGGAAGAGAGAAAAAGGCUAGCAAUGAAGCAGUCAAAGGAAAUGGAUCAGUUGAGAAAAAUUCAGCUUGAGCAUCUAGAAGUCUUGGAGAAGCAGAAUGAGCAGCUUUUGAAAUCCUGUCAUGCAGUGUCUCAAACACAAGGCAAAGGAGAUGCAGCAGAUGGUGAAGCUGGAAGCAGAGAUGGACCGCAGGCCAGCAACAGUAGUCUAAAACUGCAGCAUGCAAACUGA
This is a messenger RNA of Emys orbicularis (European pond turtle), 3621 nucleotides long. RefSeq names its product phospholipase C beta 4 (gene PLCB4). NCBI's taxonomy places the organism in Eukaryota, Metazoa, Chordata, Testudines, Emydidae. Gene Ontology annotation, biological process: phosphatidylinositol-mediated signaling; lipid metabolic process; release of sequestered calcium ion into cytosol. The coding region runs from base 1 to 3621 and encodes 1206 amino acids. Gene Ontology annotation, molecular function: phosphatidylinositol-4,5-bisphosphate phospholipase C activity; calcium ion binding. The transcript is spliced from 37 exons. The record is from RefSeq and is a predicted model, not a curated record.